Messenger RNA from Colletotrichum tamarilloi, 1788 nucleotides. Its product is annotated as high-affinity methionine permease. Lineage: Eukaryota; Fungi; Ascomycota; Sordariomycetes; Glomerellales; Glomerellaceae. Gene Ontology annotation, molecular function: L-amino acid transmembrane transporter activity. Bases 1 to 1788 code for a protein of 595 amino acids. Gene Ontology annotation, biological process: amino acid transmembrane transport. The record is from RefSeq and is a predicted model, not a curated record. Gene Ontology annotation, cellular component: membrane. The transcript is spliced from 7 exons.
AUGGUCUUUUCGAGGCUCUUCCCGAGCGAGAAGUCGGGCGGCGCGGAUUCGACUGUCCGCGCUGACCCCGAGGCCAGCGACUCUGAGCCGUCCAUCAUCCACGAUGGCGAUCUCGCGUACACCAGGGUCAAGGGAGGCAACGGCUCCAAGCCGUCGUACCAGGAGGCUGUCGGUGCUCCUGUCGAAGCUGAUUCCCCGUUGGGGUACCAUGUCAAUUGGGUGGCCAUUAUUUUCCUGAAUAUCAAUAUGAUGGUUGGGACUGGUGUCUUUUCUACUCCUGCGAGUAUCCUCAACAGAACGGGGUCAAUUGGGCUCGCCUUGAUGUACUGGGUGAUUGGCUUCCUCAUGGCCUCGGCCGGUUUCAGUGUCUAUCUUGAGUUGUCCAGUUACUUCCCCAACCGCAGCGGUUCGGAAGUCGUCUACUUGGAGCAGCAGUACCCCCGCCCGAAGCACUUCUUCCCCGUUGCUUUCGCGGUCCAGUCGGUGAUUCUGUCGUUCAGCAGCAGUAAUGCAGUCGUUCUGUCUCGAUACCUGUGGAGAAUGGCUGAUAUUACGCCAUCGGAAUGGCAGAUGCGAGGCGUCGCUAUCGCAGCUUACACCCUGGCCGUCAUCUGCGUCCUCGCACACAACAGAUAUUCCCUCUGGCUUGUGAACUUCAUCGGCGUUCUGAAGCUUCUCACCCUUGUCUUCAUCUCCAUAGCAGGCCUGGUAGUCCUAGGCGGCAACGUCAAACACAUACCCGACCCAAAAGCAAACUUCCGCAACGCCUUCGAAGGCACAACCAGCAACGGGAACGACCUCUCCAACGCCCUCGUCAGCAUCAUCUUCUCGUACGCUGGCUACUACAACGCCUUCAACAUGACCAACGAGAUCAAGAACCCGAUCCCCACGCUCAAGAAGAACGGCAUCAUUUCGUUGCUGACGGUCGCCAUCCUCUACAUGCUCUGCAACAUUGCCUAUUUCGCGGCCGUGCCGAAGGCCGAGUUCAAGGGCGCGAGCGAGAUUGCGGCCGCGGUGUUAUUUUCAAAGUUGUUUGGCGGGAGCAAGGCUGCUGCGAAUGUGUUGAAUUUCUUGGUCCUGUUGAGUGCUUUUGGGAAUUUGUUGGCUGUGUUGAUUGGAUCUUCGCGUAUGAUUCGUGAGAUUGGCCGACAAGGUGUUCUUCCAUUCACCAACUUUUGGGUUUCGACUAAGCCCUUUGGAACUCCAUUGGGUCCGUACAUGUUGAAGUGGACAAUGACCUUCAUCAUGAUCGUCGCGCCCCCUGCUGGCGAUGCCUUCUCUUUCGAUGCAGUCGUCGAUCUGGCUAGCUACCCCAGCGCAAUCUUCAACUUCGCCAUGACCUUCGGCGUCUUCGUCCUCAGACGACGUCGUCAGCGCUCCGGUAUCAGUCGCUCCGAGUUCCGCGCCUGGGACUUUGUCGUCCUCUUCUUCCUCGCCAUCCAAGUCUUUGUCUUGGCGAUGCCGUGGUGGCCGCCAAAAGGUGGCCCGUACGCGGGAAGCGUCAGCUUUUGGUACGCCACGUAUUGCGUCGUGGGUAUUGGAAUCAUCCUUCUCUGCAUUCUGUACUACGUCUUCUGGAUGUAUGUACUCCCUCGCUGGUUGGGAUACGAGAUCCGCACGGAGAUUGUCGAGGUCGAUUCCAACGGCGCCAACACGCAUCGCCUGGUCAGAGUUCCCAAGGCCGAAGUUGCUGCGUGGGAUGAGGUGCAUGACGAGGCUGGCAAUUUGAGGCGGCGACACGUUACUACCGAGCUUGAUUCGGGCAACUCCAAUGAGAAGGGGCUUUGA